UAUACAUGGUAUUCAUGGUUUCUGCGAUAAUUAUCAUUGAUGAUUGAAUAAAUGACGCUUAUUCUUAGAAUCAUGGAGUAUUAUGUCCGCGGUUUAAACACCCGGUCGAACUUCAAAUAGUAGCACCGAGAUCAAUGCAGAAUGUAUCGCCAGGUACAUACAUACAUUAUUAAUUAUGUAAACAAAUUGCUAUUUCGUGGGGCUAAAUCAUUGGAUUAAUAAGUUAUCGUUUAAAGAACGUUGUAAAGUAAAAAUUUAAACGGCAUCCAUCAAUGAAGUUCAUAACAUUUUAAUGUACUUCCUCGUAUUUAAAAAUUUGUUUCAAUUGUAACAGAGAGAAUUCCUGUGACGUAAAUAUUGAGAAAUGACAAAACAGUACUUCAUGCGACGGAUUUCAACUAUUUCCAUAGUAACUAAGCCAUUAGCCUGAUUAAUCCGGUAAAAAGCAUGUGUCAAAAUUAGCAAAAAUGUUCGAAAAAUUUCCCGUUUCCAAAUAUUAUCUACCCCGAAAGUUUUUCCUACGCAUGAAGUCACGUUUAAUCCAAUCUGGAAUAAAGGAAAAAAAACUUCUAUACAAGCAGAAAAUGUAGAACACAAUUUUCAAAUUUGCCUACAAAUUUUGAUACAUUGCAAUCUAACCUAAGAUCUAACUGACAACUAACCUCUCAAAGUUUAAUCCGUUUUGAAUACAUCUAGCUCCUGCAGAAUAUAGUUAAAUAUUUUGAGUACCAAAACGCUUCGUUAUGUCGUGCAAGAAUAGAGGUCCUAUCGGUAUAACGAGAUCCCAGAGGCUUUGGAACGAUCCCAAAACUGCUGUAGACGAAUACUUGUUAGGUUUUGCCCUGACACAUCCUGGGACUAUAGUUCUUGAAGGUCACAGAGCAAUUCUGCGAAGAGACCAUGCUGAAAUGCCUGGGCAGGUAAAAUUAAUAUCUGGUGGAGGAGCGGGCAACGAACCGACACAUACUGGCUUUGUUGGACCAGGAAUGCUGACUGGCGUCGUUGUGGGCGAUAUCUUUUCAGCACCUCCCAGCAAAUCGAUUUUGAAAGUAAUUCAACAAUUAGGCACCAAUCAUUCACCAGGUGUACUGAUCAUCAUUCAAAAUUACACAGGUUACCGCAUCAACUUUGGACUUGCUAAGUCAAGGGCCCAGAAUGAAGGCAUAAUCGUUUCAAUGCUCACUGUCGGUGAUGACACCUGUUUAAAAUCAUUUGAAAAAACAGCUGGGCGGCGAGGCUUAGCUGCUACUUUGUUCAUUCACAAGAUUGCAGGAGCCAUGGCUGAAGAAGGCAGAAAGUUAGGAGAGAUUUGGGCAGUGUGUAACAGAAUCAUAACUUCGGGUGAACUUGCUACCAUUGGUAUUUGCACUAGGAUUCCACCAUCAGCUGGUAUUUGUGCAUGCACUGGAAAUUCAAGUACAGAACAGAUGGAGAUAGGUGCGUUUGGCUUUGGGAUCCAUGGCGAACCUGGAGCAACACGAGUUGACUUUACAACUGCUAAAGAUAUUGUUUGUCAGUUGAUAGAUAUCAUGACAGACAUAACAGCUGAAGCAAGUUUGAAAUUUGCUGAGCCUGAUGAUUCCAAAAUAGCUGAAAAUAAGGUUGCUGUAAUUAUUAACAAUCUUGGAGGGUCAAGUCAAAUAGAAUUAGGCGUAUUUACAAUGGAAGUCAUACAACAGUUGACCUCUCGUGGUUUAUGUGUUGAAAGAAUUUACGUUGGAACCCUCAUGACUUCUUUGGAUACCAGUGGCUUUCAAUUGUCAGUGCUGAAAUUAUCAUCAGAUACAAGACUGAUUAAAUAUCUCGACGCUCCGACAGCUGUUCCAGCUUGGCCCAAAGUAUUAGACUGGAGUGGCUUGAGUACUAACGCGGAGGUAAUGAAACUAGGACGAGGCUCUAAGAUAUCGAGACUUAGUGUUGUCAGUGGCGGUGAUAUACCGGAAAUUGAAGCUUGUGGUCCUGUGCUCGAUGAACAUACAGCACAAGUCUUUCUUAUGAUACUAACGUUUGCAUGCGAGGCGUUAACUAGCUGCUCUAAGCAGUUAAAUAUCAUGGAUGAAGAUUCGGGAGAUGGUGAUUGUGGUACAUCUGUUGCACAGGGCACUAGUGCCAUAAAAGCCGCAAUCAAAGAAAAACAAAUUUCGGGUUACAGACCAUUUGUUACACUCAGGCAAAUCAGUUAUAUCAUCGAGCGAGUGAUGGGUGGAAUUAUGGGUGGGCUUUAUUCACUGUUUUUCGAUGCAGGUGCUAAGGAGUUUGCAAAGAGGUCCCAAAGAGAGCCAGUUGAUGCUUGUAUGUGGCUCAAUGCGCUUGCAGCAGGAAAUAAAGCAGUAGCAGAAUAUGGUCAGGCAACUGCUGGAGACAGAACAAUGCUUGAUCCGCUGCUCGCAGCCCAAGAUAAUCUUGUGCAGGCAUUAACGUUAAACUUACAUCCUAUCAGGGCUUUCGAAAAUGCUGUGAAAGCAGCAGAAUCUAAAGCUAUUGAAACUAUUAAAAUGCCAGCAGCUGUGGGUAGAGCUAGUCUGGUGAAAUGCAAGAUCUCGUGCCGAAGGAUUGCUGCCUCUGAUCCUUUUACCGAAAGGAAAAUGAACGCAGUGAUUGCGCUGUGUACAUUCUGCGAAAUGCACGGGCCUCAAGUAGUAUUCACAACACAGACUUAUCGCAACUGUUUCGACAACGAGAGUACAGAAAAGCUUAAAUUUUAUGGGCCUAAGGAUGUUCUGAAGAAAGCUGACAGCCUCCAAGGAAAAGCUCAAUCUGAAGGCUGUGAAGGCUGCAAAAGUUUGGGAAAUAUAAAAUAUUUGAGCAACGAACACGAAACAAGAACCUCCUUUUUGUCUGCUCAAUGUCCGCUCACUCAGGAAAUAGGAAGUCUAUUGAAAGAUGCAUGUAUUAGAAGUUUAAGCUGUGAGGUACACUCAGGAAAAGAAGGCAUAUGCUAUUUCGGUGACGACCAUAGGGGUCAUGUUUUGAGUCAAACGUUCACGUUGAAAGAUGCCCAGACUCGAGGAUUCAGAAGAUGGUACAGUUUCAUAGUGUUUAUGCGCGAUAAACAAUUUCUCUUGAAUAUGUGGCCCUUCUUAGUUGAUAACUUGAGAGAAGUGAUUAGAGAACUUCAAGAUAUUUCAGAGAAAAAGUACAACACAGAAGAAGCUGAAUGCCCCCAAAGAGCUGCCAGAUUAAAAACUGCUAGUAGCGGAUCAGAAGCUAAUUCCAAUAAGCAGCCUAGAUCACUUGGAGAUAUUACAAAUGAAAAGCAUGUAUUUGCGAGGAUACACAUGUGGUUAGUGUGGAUACUUAGUGCAGGAGCUCGACAUUUUGUUGAAAUAUUACCAAUGAAUUUGUUAGAUGAUGAAUUGAGCUAUGACUUGGAACAUCACAUAGAAGUGGACGAAGGCUUUACCCUGGUCAAUGCAAAAUCACCCAUUAUACCAAAACUUACACUCGAGGAGACAAAAGUGGCACCAGAGUUUUUAGACGUUUCUUAUAAAUCGCCAAUUACCAUUUUGAAGGAAAUCAAAUGUAUUCUUGGAAAAGAGCAUUUCCGACAAGUAUUGUAUGCAAGUUUGACAGGCAUUCAAGUUUUAGUACGCGGUUCAAAACUAGAAGUUCUAGAGCUGUUAUAUGGACUGAGCUACUUGGUUCCAGUAGCAUGUAGACGAGUUGUCACGCAAGCAACUGAAUAUAUGAACCCAAAUGCGUGCAAUUUUAUUGGCGUCGACACAUCUGUGGCAGUCCCGUUGCUGAGUUCUGAAAUAUGUCGAUUGGAUAUCAUACCAAAAGAGCAUAAAAUGGCAAAUGAAAACUCGUACCUUAUCAGGUGGGCCGGUACUCUGCCUGCAAAGUUACCCACACUAUUGGUUAAAAUAGAAAAGGCGUUUGAUAAUGAGAAGCUUGGAGAACCUGUUUUGAAAGCACAUUUUGUUGCUCUGCAAGAAGAAUGGGCAAACAUAGCCAAAGUAGUGCAUGCCAUGAGAGGCCGAGGUCACAGAGGAGAUUUAUCUGGACUGAUGGUGAGUUUAGGAGCAGGUCCUCGUGACCAAAAAUUAUUGGAUGCUUGGUCAAUGGGUUUACCAUCCAAUCCUGCAUAAUACGGACAAUGUAUUUACAAUUUAGCCGUUUAGGUAAUUGAUUUGAUUCGUUAAAAGAAUGUGUACAGUGUGGUUUUGAUGAGGGAAACAAUGAUUAUUGAAGUCCGGUAUUCAUUAUUCAAUCAUUUAAUACUCUUCGAGUUGUGUCUAUAACUACCUGUAACAAUAGACUUUUUUUUAUAUAUUUGAAGUUGUGUUUUCACACAUACCGUGAACUUUUUUUGCCACAGUGAGAAAGAACCGACGUAACUAGGAUUAAAUAAUUUAAAAGUAUGUAAGUAAUAUAUAACAGUGUUUAACAUAGUCGAGGGGUGUUGAAUAAAAUAUUCUGUGAUCUUAUAACAA
Messenger RNA from Neodiprion fabricii, 4436 nucleotides. RefSeq lists its product as uncharacterized. Gene Ontology annotation, biological process: glycerol catabolic process. NCBI's taxonomy places the organism in Eukaryota, Metazoa, Arthropoda, Insecta, Hymenoptera, Diprionidae. The record is from RefSeq and is a predicted model, not a curated record. Gene Ontology annotation, cellular component: cytosol. Bases 744 to 4091 code for a protein of 1115 amino acids. The transcript has 16 exons. Gene Ontology annotation, molecular function: GTPase activator activity; glycerone kinase activity.